Messenger RNA from Pangasianodon hypophthalmus (striped catfish), 5572 nucleotides. RefSeq names its product spalt-like transcription factor 3a (gene sall3a). The record is from RefSeq and is a predicted model, not a curated record. Gene Ontology annotation, cellular component: nucleus. Bases 349 to 4353 code for a protein of 1334 amino acids. Gene Ontology annotation, molecular function: DNA-binding transcription factor activity, RNA polymerase II-specific; RNA polymerase II cis-regulatory region sequence-specific DNA binding. The transcript has 4 exons. Gene Ontology annotation, biological process: regulation of transcription by RNA polymerase II. NCBI's taxonomy places the organism in Eukaryota, Metazoa, Chordata, Actinopteri, Siluriformes, Pangasiidae.
GAGAGAGAUAGUUCGAGGGCGAAGCGGCUAAUUGCCGAGUCCGUCCCUCAUUUCCAUAUCCGGCUGGAGCUCGGCCAAUCCCCCCGCGCGCAGCGCCGUUAAUCGCGAUGCAUUAUUCACUAUCAUAAUUAUAUACCGGACUUUCGCGCGCGAAGCUGCAACCUCGCCUAAUUUUCCGUCAUUUUUUCCCACCUGACUGUUUUGCUGAACGGGUUUUUUUUUUUUUUUUUUUUUUGGUUAUUGUUAUUGCUAUCUCUUUCCCUGCACCGGUCGUCCGCCGCCGAUGCGCGUGCAAAAAGCGGGGCCGGGUGGCAGCGCAUCAUCUUCAUCAUCACCAUCAUCUUCAUCAUGUCCCGACGGAAACAGGCCAAGCCGCAGCAUCUCAAAUCGGACGAGGAGACUUCAGCGCUCGGGCUGGAAUCGGAAAACGUCUCAGGUGAGAUCCUGGAUGAUGCUGACAGCGGUAAUGAGAGUCGUAGUGGUAGUGAGGAGACCCAUGUGUGUGAGAAAUGCUGCGCCGAGUUCUUCAAGUGGUCUGACUUCUGUGAACAUCUGAAGAGCUGCACCAAGAACCCACUUGUGCUUAUUAUUAGUGAGAAUGAGGUCACACCGGACCCGACACGGGAGUACCCAACUGAGCCCUCACCCGUGCCCAGCUGUCCGAGUGAGCCUGCAGACAGCGAGGAGGCAGCCGAGGGCCGGCACACCCCAGCCGAAGUGGAUGAUGGGGCUGAGAUGACUUUGGAGCAAGUAACCACCCUAGACAAAGAUGAUGAGCCCAUGGAUGUGGAAAUGUCUCCUGAGAAAACACUGGACCCUGAAGAUCCAGAUAUAUCACCAGAGCCUGAUGUCAGCCUACCUCAGCUUGGCACAGCCCAACCCUCUGGGACAGGUUACAGCAUGCCCAGCACAAAUGUCACUUUGGAAACGCUGCAUGGAACCCGAGUGGCUGUGGCACAGUUUGCCCAAAGCUUUCGUGGGGCAAUAGCUAGUGGCGUGUCCACCAUGGCCAUCCCGAUGAUCCUAGACCAGCUGAUGGCUUUACAGCAGCAGCAAAUUCACCAGCUUCAGCUGAUAGAACAGAUCCGUAGCCAAGUGGCCCUAAUGAACAGGCAGAACCCUGCACAGGCGGCUCUCAACCAUCAUACACACCACAAUACAAAUGGUGGCUCACAACCAUCAUCUGCCACUGGCCUUCCCACAAUACCCAGUCAGCUCCAGCUACAUGGAUUCAUUACGCCACCUGUCCACCAGCUCCCUAUAAGGGUGCCACCCACUUUAAAUGCCCAAGGCCCAACCUCAUUGUCUUCUACCUUGGAAGGGGGUCACUCCCAUGUCUCACAGACAGGUAGCCAGCUGUCCAGUUCUAUAAUGAACAGCAACACCUCAACAAAUUCCUCAUAUCCACCAUCUAGCUGUAGUGUAGUUCCUUCCUUGUUGCCACUUCAGAAUUCAGUCACUAGCAGCAGCAGCAGCAGCAGCAACAGCAGCAGCAGCGGAGCUGGAACUGGUAUCAGUAGCAGUGUUUCCCUCCCUAGAAACACCUCAAGUCCUCCAACACUGACCCAUGGAAGCCUGCUGAGCUCCCCUUCCAACCUUCCCCUGAUGCCUCCGAGUUCCUCAAGUAGUGUCAUCUUCCCUAACCCACUGGCCAGUAUUGCAGCCACAGCCAAUGCACUUGAUCCUCUCUCUGCCCUGAUGAAGCACCGCAAAGGAAAACCUCCUAAUGUCUCUGUAUUUGACACAAAGCCUAGCUCAGAAGACCCCUUUUUCAAACAUAAAUGUAGGUUUUGUGCUAAGGUGUUUGGAAGUGACAGUGCCCUUCAAAUACACCUUCGUUCACAUACUGGUGAAAGGCCUUUCAAGUGCAACAUUUGUGGUAAUCGCUUCUCUACAAAAGGAAACUUGAAGGUCCACUUCCAGAGGCACAAAGAAAAGUACCCACACAUUCCAAUGAACCCCUAUCCAGUGCCUGAGUACCUGGACAAUGUGCCAACCAGCUCAGGCAUUCCUUAUGGCAUGUCGCUGCCUCCAGAGAAGCCUGUUACCACAUGGCUAGACAGCAAGCCUGUUUUGUCCACAGCCCCAACCUCAGUGGGGCUGCAGCUUCCCCCAACCCUGCCCAGUAUGAUAGGGGGGUAUGGAGAUUCGCCUAGUCUUACUCCCAUCAGCAGGUCACCUCCAAGACCAUCACCACCCUCAAGUGAGUGUGCAUCUCUGUCACCCAAUGUUCUCAGUACUGAAGUAAGCACAACCCUCACUUCGGCAUCUCCACAGCCCACCAUGGGGAGUGAUGCACCCCCAGUUUUGAAGCCAGAGGGGAUUCAUUUGCCAUCCAACUGUACCACCAGACCUGGAGAGACCAGCAUGCCCUUGACUACUGUGAGCCAGAUUGUGCUGUCAUCCACAACCACUACCACAACCACUACCACCACCCAGAUCACAGAUCCAGUGACUCCUCCGACCUCUGGCUCGCAUUCUGCCCUUCCAAUGAUCUCAGAUCAAUUCAAGGCCAAGUUUCCCUUUGGUGGCCUCCUGGACUCUAUGCAAACAUCAGAAACCUCAAAGCUGCAGCAGCUGGUGGAAAACAUUGACAAAAAGAUGACAGACCCCAACCAAUGUGUCAUCUGCCAUCGUGUGCUCAGCUGUCAGAGUGCCCUCAAGAUGCACUACCGUAUCCACACUGGGGAAAGGCCUUUUAAAUGCAAAAUAUGUGGCCGUGCUUUCACUACUAAGGGCAACUUGAAAACGCACUUUGGGGUUCACAGGUCUAAGCCACCUCUAAGAGUGCAGCACUCAUGUCCUAUAUGUCAGAAGAAGUUUACUAAUGCUGUAGUGUUGCAACAGCAUAUCCGCAUGCACAUGGGAGGUCAGAUUCCAAACACACCUCUUCCUGAGGGCUUUCAAGACAUGGACACAGAUUUUAACUUUGAUGAGAAGAGUGUAGACAACAUGAGCAAUUAUGAUGAUGAACUGAUUGAUGAGAUGGAACAGGCCAUAGAGGAUGAAGCAGAUGUCAAAGAUGGAGAUGUGGACCCAUCAAAACCAGCACAUUCAUAUGGAGAGAUGUCUCCUAGCAACUCUCCCCCAACUCCGGUCAUCUCCAGCAUUGCUGCUUUGGAAAACCAAAUGAAGAUGAUUGACUCAACAGCAAAUAUGAACCGCGCCUUUAGCCUCAAGCCCUCUGAGAAUGGAAGUGGGAUUGGUGGAGAAAGUGGAGAUGUGUUUAACAACGACUCAUCCUCUGCCAUGGGAGACUUAGAGAACCACAGUGUGGGGAGUCCAGCCCUGUCUGAGUCAUCAGGCUCUAUGCAGGCUCUUUCGCCUGCUCAUAGUCAGCCUGAGAGCCAUCGUUCCAGGUCUCCAGGUCUGGUCAAUAACAACAGCAGUAAUGCAGCCGAGGAUAUCCAGGACUCCAGUGCAGCUAUAGCGACUGUGAAGUCAGAAAAGUCAGACACACCAUCUCCAGGUUCUGUACCAGCUGAGCACACUGGUGUGCUAGACCUCACAGCUGCUCAGCCUGCCAGGCCUUAUGUUAAAGAGGAGAACCAGUUCAGCAUGCUGUUCUUAGGAAGAGAUCGAGGUCUAACUGCUUCAAGCUUGAUGAGCUCAGCACCAGGCCUCAUCAAACUCGAGAUGAACGGCCACAGCAAACCGCUGUCUUUGAGUGAGGGCUCCCACUUGCAUAUGGGCCUUCAGGUGCCUGCCGCAGCACCUCAGACAACAAUGAGCCCCAGCCUCAACCCAAUGCUGGCACCGCCUCCACCACGCCGGACCCCCAAGCAGCAUAACUGCCAGUCCUGUGGGAAAAACUUCUCCUCAGCCAGCGCCCUGCAGAUCCACGAGCGCACACACACAGGUGAAAAACCCUUCGCCUGCUCCAUCUGUGGGAGAGCAUUCACCACGAAGGGCAAUCUGAAGGUUCACAUGGGAACCCAUAUGUGGAACAAUGCCCCAGCCAGACGGGGGCGGCGUCUCUCAGUGGAAAACCCCAUGGCCCUGCUGGGUGGUGAUGCAAUGAAAUUCAGCGAGAUGUUUCAGAAAGACCUGGCAGUUCGGGCAAUGAAUGUAGACCCAGGGUUUUGGAACCAGUAUGCGGCGGCCAUCACCAAUGGACUGGCCAUGAAGAACAAUGAGAUCUCCGUCAUUCAGAACGGGGGCAUUCCUCCGCUUCCUGUUAGCCUCGGAGGGGGAAGCAUCCCUUCUCUGGCCAGCAUGUCAGGGGGCAUGGAGAGGGCACGCACAGGCAGCAGCCCUCCAAUGACUGGCCUCGAGAAGACAAGCCUGGAGGUGGGAACUGUACGUCCCUUCUCCAGGUUCCUGGAGGACAACAAAGAGAUCGGGAUCAAUUGAUAAGCCGUCAUUCAAUGGGAAGACACAAACAGACUAAGUAAAGACUUCGAAGGUUCCUCCUUACCCAGUUUGGUCUCUUAUGUACUAUAUUAUGUACAGCUGAAGUUUGAUAUUCUGUUGGUUUUGGAUCUAUAGUAUUCGGUAUUGAGUAGAAGUAUUUCCCAUCCUCCUGUUUCGACUAUGAAGAAAAAAAAACGUUCCAUGUUUGAGAAUUUGUCGUCUUGCAAGAUUUGCAUGGUACUUUUAUUGGUUCUUAUCAGUACAUUUGACUGCUUUUAAGGAUUAUGUCACAUAAAAGAAGAAUAUCUUUACUCAGUUGAUCUCUAAAAAGGAAAAAAAAUGAAAUGAAGAGCAAACUCAGUGUGGAUAGACUGACUAAUGUUUACUUGGUUACAGUGUAUGUUUUGAGGUACAAGACACGGGAUUAGGUGAAACCGAAAUACAUUGUCGUAAUGUGUGCUUAUUUUUUUCACUCAUGAAGUAGAUACUUGAUGGAAAAAAAAUGUUUGAACUAUUUUAAUCUUUGCAUUUAGUCUCUUGGCAUUGUCUUAUAUUAAUGUCCGGUGUCUUUAGUAUUUAUAAUAUACACAAAAGCGGGUAUAAGAAAAUAUAUUUAACAGCCCCAACAUUUUAUUGAUCUUUGUUUUCUAAACUUUAGACUUCUAUUAUGGCUGUCUCUUUCAAUAAAGACAAAACGUCUCUUCAUCUGGCCGAUGCGGACACAUUGCGAAGUUUUAUUUGGAAAUCUAGCACAUGUCGGUGUAAUGGACCUGGUACAAGAUGAAAAAGCUAGGAUAUUGAAAAAGCUGCUGCCUUUACAGACUCGCUUUUAACCUUUGUAAAGAUGAGAGACAGAGAUAUACAGAAACUUAUUGUGUAUAAAGUAAAAACAAAAUUGGUAUGCAUAUUUUGUAUCAUGAAAAAAAAGGAUAUCCUGAUUUGAGAUUUGUCAUGUUUGUGAAUGCACUUUUUAGAGGAACGGUCUUGUCUGUGACUUAUCAUUAAUGAUCUGACUGAACUAUCUAUCUCAUUUUGUUUUUUUUUUUUGUUUUGUUUUGAGUUUUUUUUUUCUUUUUUCGUUUUGCCCGUGGGGUUCUUAAAACGUGAGUCAUCGAGAAACUUCUGGAAAAAACGGGGGUGAAGGAGUGGGACAGAUACGGCUCUGUACUGAAAUCUUCACCCCUUCGCUCACAUCAAAUAAUAAAAUCGUGAGAAAGGA